Messenger RNA from Funneliformis geosporum, 1248 nucleotides. Lineage: Eukaryota; Fungi; Glomeromycota; Glomeromycetes; Glomerales; Glomeraceae. The record is from the annotation of a GenBank genome assembly.
AUGGCUAGUGAACCUUCGAGCGCCACUAUAACCAGUGAACCUUCGACCAGCACUUCUGAAAUUCAAACAUAUACUUCUGAGCCUUCCCAACUCGAAGUACUUGCAUUAAAUUAUCUUCGAAAUCAAGAGAUUUCAAACUAUCCCCAGCAGAAUCCGAAACUCAAUCCUUGUACAGAAACAGAAUCUCUUACAUGCCCUUCGUGUAAUAUAAUCAUUGAGCUGACUAGAGAAGAAGCAGCACUCGCCUCUGGAAAAUAUCAUCUUCAGAAAAAACAAACUGACACUGGACAGGGUGAUGAGGAGCUCAUGGCUUCGCUAGGAUUGGUAGAAGAUGAAUCUCGUGCUGGACAAGGGAGUCAAUCGAAGCAAGUCACUAUGCAGGAUCACUCUCACUCGAAUAAGCUUCAAGCUUAUCUUAUUACGCGUAGCGAGGAGAGAACAGUAUUAUAUUCUGCACUUACAAGUUCCCGCAAAGCAGACGAAGAUAGGAUGUGUCUUUUAACAGAACUCUUGAAGAACAUAUCUGCUGAAAAUAAACCGAAGACCUUCCUUGUUCAAUCUUACAACAAUGAGGGUGAACAACUGUUUGGGAAAUUUGAAAAAUAUACGAUGCAUAGCAAUAACGAAUAUCGACUCUUUUUAAAGAGUGUCGGAGCGAAAGGACUGGAACUUAUAUCCGACGUCAUUGAUGAACCAGCGGUUGUUACCUCUUUCGAAUAUAUACUACCCGGUGAAAGAUAUAAAAUAAAUGCGUCCCAUCUGACAGUGGUCAGAAAGGGAAUUACCUGGUCGCAAAUUGAAGAUAAGGUUAUGGAAGACGAAUCGUUACUGGCAGUAAAGACCUUUCUUCACGAAAUGAUUAAGUCACAUGUGGAAAUCUUUCCGGAACGGAUAAUGUUUAAGAACAAAAAUCCGCUCAUGGAGUGGGAUGGGAUCCUCGUUUGCAACAAUAAGGUGUUUUUAAUCGAGGAAAAACAUCAAAUGACAGAUAAACAUGUUGAAAAAAUUCUUAGUCGAUUAAAUGAGUUCCCGAAUAUGCUUAAAGCUACGGAUAGUGUGAAAUUCAAAGAUUUGAUUGGAAAACAAUAUAUCGGCAUCGCCUGUGGCUCGUUAUAUCCUGAGAAGUUGAGAAGAAUGUCAAUAGAUAAAGGGCUAAUAGUUGUUUUCCCGAGUGGCAACCGUUACAAAGUAGAGGCUCCUCAUGAACUGAUGCGUGCUAUUAAAGUGUCUACUUGUCAAUUAAUGUGA